AUGAACGUGCUGCUGUCACCACAGCCACCGUCUUUCUUCUCACACCAACACGAUCUAAACCGACGUUCUCCCACACGUUCAAUGUCUUCUCCAUUCUACAACACUCUUGGUUCGAGCCGAAAGCGAAAGGCUGAAGAUGAUGGCGAUGAAAUGUCUGUUUCGCCUACAAGCUCUCCUGCAAUUCAAUCCAGACAACUUGCCCCAAGAGCAACUAAAAAGAUUCGAUCGAGCGAACUAGCUGGGAGGCCUCUAUCCCUCCCUCGACUCCUCGAGACUCUCGAUGCCACACAACUGCGAACCGUCUUACAGACCAUUUGCGAGCGACAACCCGAGAUUGGCGAGGAGGUUGUUAAGAGUGCCCCAAGACCCACGGUUGAGUGCGCGCUACAAGUUUUGAAGGAGUAUCAGGACAAGCUACGAAAUGCAUUCCCCUACGGCGAUUCGAGUUCCGACUAUACCUACUUCCGAGUCAAGCAACCGCUUGUAGCGCUCAUCGAAGCCCUUGCCGAUUUUACUCCCCAGUAUCUCCCUCCCCACGAGACUAGCGCCAAUGUCUCCUUGCAGUAUCUCGAUGGUGCUACCAAGGUAGUUCACGAAUUACCCGAAUGGGAAAACCAUCGGCAUCACAAGGAGAACGCGUACGAUGAGAUAUCGAAGGCAUGGGCUCUGGUCAUCAAUGAAGCAUCUAAGAGAGGAGCCGGGUUUACCUUGCAUUCAGCUGGAUGGGAUCAAGUUCUUGCUAAGCAUAAUCAACAAUCAGGUGGCAGACUAGGAGCCGCCAUUGCGUCCAUGAGCGCAAAUCUCGGAUGGGUUGGUGGACCAGGUGGUGGAAUCCCGAAUACGUCCGGCGGCCAAGGCUCGAUUUUGGAAGAUAUAAUGUCAGGCAACUACGGUUCGCCUGUCUCAGUUGGUCCCUGGUAG
This is a messenger RNA of Annulohypoxylon maeteangense, 921 nucleotides long. RefSeq names its product Cut8-domain-containing protein. Lineage: Eukaryota; Fungi; Ascomycota; Sordariomycetes; Xylariales; Hypoxylaceae. Gene Ontology annotation, biological process: nuclear protein quality control by the ubiquitin-proteasome system; proteasome localization. Gene Ontology annotation, cellular component: nucleus. The record is from RefSeq and is a predicted model, not a curated record. The coding region runs from base 1 to 921 and encodes 306 amino acids. The transcript has 2 exons.